Messenger RNA from Microthlaspi erraticum, 1212 nucleotides. The record is from the annotation of a GenBank genome assembly. Lineage: Eukaryota; Viridiplantae; Streptophyta; Magnoliopsida; Brassicales; Brassicaceae.
AUGGCGACUGAGAAUCUCACCGACAAGAAUCUCGUUUUCAGGAAACUGAAAGCAAAAUCCGAGAACAAGGUAUGCUUCGAUUGUAGUGCGAAGAAUCCAACUUGGGCGUCGGUUACUUACGGCGUCUUUCUCUGCAUCGAUUGCUCAGCUGUUCAUCGUAGUCUCGGUGUUCAUAUUAGCUUCGUAAGGUCGACGAACUUAGAUUCGUGGAGUCCUGAGCAGCUGAGAACGAUGAUGUUCGGUGGAAACAACCGAGCUCAGGUGUUUUUCAAGCAACAUGGAUGGAACAACGGCGGCGGCAAAAUCGACGCUAAGUACACUUCAAGAGCUGCUGAUUUGUAUAGACAAACUCUCGCCAAGGAAGUUGCUAAAGCCAUUGCCGAAGAAACUGGUUUAUCCUCAUCAUCAUCGUCCUCUUCUAAACCAGCGGAAUCAUCAACUGAUAACGGGUUUUCUUCUGAACCUCCAACGAAAGAGAGUUCUUCGAUUAAGCAAGAAGAAAUUAGCGUCUCUUCUUCUUCACCGAAAGUUUCUCAGAAAGUUGUGGCGAGUACGUUCAAGAAACCUCUUGUUCCGAGAAAGACUGGGAAGACUGGUGGUCUUGGUGCUCGUAAGCUUACCACUAAGCCAAAAGAAAACCUUUAUGAGCAGAAGCCUGAAGAACCAGUACCUGUGAUCCCUGCUGCUUCUUCAGCUAACAACAAUACAUCACCAGCUGGAUCGUCGUUUGCCUCUCGAUUUGAGUACUUGGAUGAGGAGCAGUCUGAUGGUAAGCAAGUGCUUAGCCAUGUCGCUCCACCAAAGUCGUCGAAUUUCUUUAAUGAGUAUGGCAUGGACAGUGCUUUCACCAAGAAAUCAAGCUCAAGCUCAUCCAAAGCUCAAGUUGAAGAAACAGAUGAAGCAAGAAAGAAGUUUUCAAACGCAAAAUCUAUUUCCUCUGCCCAAUACUUCGGGAAUCAGAACAGAGAUUCCGAUCUGGACUCAAAAGCUACCCUUGAGAAGUUUUCGGGCUCAACAGCUAUUUCAAGCUCUGAUCUUUUCGGCCACAGAGAAGAUGAUUCUUCCAACACUGCUAGCGAUCUCAUGAGCCAAAUUUCUCUCCAGGCGGAGCGCGAUAUGUCUUCUCUUGUGAACUUAGCGGAAGAAACGAAGAACAAGCUCGGUACAUUGGCCUCUGGUAUUUUCAGUGAUCUUCAGGAUAGAAUGCUAUAA